Molecule: messenger RNA, 1341 nt
Organism: Cavenderia fasciculata
Lineage: Eukaryota; Evosea; Eumycetozoa; Acytosteliales; Cavenderiaceae
Gene: mhisS
Product: histidine-tRNA ligase
Exons: 3
Coding region: 1-1341 (446 amino acids)
Biological process (GO): histidyl-tRNA aminoacylation
Cellular component (GO): cytoplasm
Molecular function (GO): histidine-tRNA ligase activity; ATP binding
Source: RefSeq, a predicted model, not a curated record
AUGAUUAAAUCAAUUAGAGGAACAGUAGAUCUAUUCCCAGAUCAAAAGAGACUGUACAACUUUAUAACAGAGACUGGUAGAAAGGUGUGUGGCAAGUAUGGCUAUAGAGACAUGUCUACACCGAUCAUUGAACCAUUGGAACUGUUUACACGAUCGGUUGGCACAGAGAGUGAUAUAGUGAUGAAGGAAAUGUACAACUUUAAAGAUCAAGGUGGUUCAAUGACAUGUCUGCGUCCCGAGGGUACUGCAGGACUGAUGCGUGCCUUUAUCAACGAUUUCAAUCACACUGUUCAACUACCACAAAGAUUCUUUUACGCUGGACCAAUGUUUCGUUAUGAACGACCACAAAGAGGUCGUCAACGUCAAUUUGAACAAUUGGGUUGUGAACUCAUAGGUGAAGAUCAUUAUCUUGCCGAUGUAGAAUCAAUUGAAACUUCAUUACAAUUUCUUGAUUCAAUUGGUAUUGAUCAAUCUAAAAUUCAAUUAAAAAUCAAUUCAUUGGGAGAUGAAGAAUCAAGAUCAAACUAUCUCAAAUCACUUAAAGAAUAUUAUGCAAGUCGAUUGGAUCAAUUGUCAGCAGACUCCAAGACACGUUUUGAACGUGGUAAUUUCUUAAGAAUACUAGACUCAAAGGAUGAAAAUGAUAGAUUGAUCAAUCAACAAGCACCAAAUAUUUUAGAUUUCUUAAAUGUAAAUAGUAAUCAAAGAUUUAAAAAUAUACUUUUAAAUUUGGAAAAAGGAAAUAUAAAUUAUGAAAUUGAUCAAGGAUUGGUACGUGGAUUAGAUUAUUAUAGUCAUACUAUAUUUGAAGUAGUUACAAAGAGUAAUGGUGAUUCAGCAGCAGCAGCAGCAGCAUCACCACCAUUGGCAUUGUUGGGUGGUGGUAGAUAUGAUAGUUUGGCAAAACAACUUGGUUACAAGGGUGGUGCUUUACCAUCGAUUGGAUGGGCAUGUGGAAUGGAGAGAUUGAUUUUGAAUCUUGGUGAAAAUGUAGUUCCAAAGGAACGAUUACCAUUGUUCCUAGUCACCAACAACAGUGGUCUUGUUGAUGAUCAACAAAAAGAAGCUCUCACUCAACAGUCAUUGGAUAUUGUCAGAUCGUUGAGAAAGGCCGAUCAAUAUGUCAUGACGAGCGAGUAUCAACUACUAUCUGGUGGAAACAUAUCUAAACAAUUGAAACGUGUAUCUGGACGUUAUCAAUCAAGAUAUGUCAUUGUCGUCAAUUCAGAAAGUCUACAAAACCAAACUGUCAGCAUUAAAGAUAUGUUGAAUCAUUCACAAUCUGAUCAAAUUCCAAUCAACACCUUGGAUCAACAAUUUAAUAAAUUAAAUAAUCAAUAA